This is a messenger RNA of Psylliodes chrysocephalus, 1187 nucleotides long. The record is from the annotation of a GenBank genome assembly. NCBI's taxonomy places the organism in Eukaryota, Metazoa, Arthropoda, Insecta, Coleoptera, Chrysomelidae.
AUGCCAUCUCCAACCUUCAUCUUUCCCCCUUUCCCUCUUUUUUCGAAUAAAUCACUCAUCGUUAGGAGUUUUUCAGUAUCGUUUCAACAAUCCAGCAUACAUGCCAUCCGGAGCUUUUCUGCGAGUUUUCCUGCUCGGAGAUCUUCCGUAAGCGCCGCCAUGUUGAUGAACAACAGCCUGAAUUCUUCCUCGUCCAAAGUGCUUGAAAAACGAAGCACGAAUUCCACCAAACCUGAUGACGACGAGAGAAUGCCAAAACGUCGACUUGUUAGAAAUAAAGAGGAUACUAAGACUGCCAGUUUCGAUCCACCAGAGAAUGUAGAACAAACGAUACAAAACGACAAGCCUCCAAUAUUAACCGAUCCAGCAAAUUCAAACAUUGCCGCAAAUCCGGACCUCGUCGCCAAUAACACGAUGAACAGCGAAGAAAAAACAUCUGAGGAAACGAAAAACAAAGAAUCUGAUAUCGAUAAUCUUGACCUCAAAUCGCCAAAGGAAAAGCAAUGCUGGAAUAUGUACUGCAAGAUGACAGAAAAGGGUAUCAACGUCUCUUUCGAUACCAUUUUGAGAGGAAUGUUGACGCCAACCGAAUACCGACUAAGUAGAAGGCAUUCCUUGAAACCUACAAAUACUGAUCCUCCCAAAAGUACCUAAAUAAUAAUUAUUAUUAUUAUAAUAUAUUUUUUCUAGAAAGUGUUAGUUAAAUUAUAUAGCAAUGUUUUGUUUCUAUAACGUUUUGUAAGGGUUUAUUUUGGUUUGCUACCCUAAAAGAGACACUUUUUUUAUGUAUUUUUUUGUUUCAACUGGGUACUGAGUAAUCAAACAUUUUUGAACGACAGUUGUGGAACUUUCAUUCCAUUUUUUUAACCGACUUCAAAAAAGGAGGAGGUUCUCAAUUCGUCGCAAUAUUUUUUUUGAUGUAUGUUCAGCGAUAAUUCUUUAACACGGUGUCCGAUUUUAAUGAUUCUUUUUUUGUUAGAAAGGGGGUACUUCAGGGGUGGUCCCAUAUAAAUUUGGGUCCAUGAGAAAAUCCUCAAACUCUUCAUUUUUUAUGUAUGUUUAGCGAUAAUGCUUUACCACCUUGUCCGAAUUAUAUGAUUCUUUUUUUGCUAGCAAGGGGGUACCUCAGGGGUGGUCCCAUAUAAAUUUAAUUAAGAUGUGGUGAUGGCAGCUGCACAUUUUUGAAG